This is a messenger RNA of Coffea eugenioides, 1539 nucleotides long. RefSeq lists its product as uncharacterized. Lineage: Eukaryota; Viridiplantae; Streptophyta; Magnoliopsida; Gentianales; Rubiaceae. Bases 260 to 1138 code for a protein of 292 amino acids. Gene Ontology annotation, cellular component: membrane. The record is from RefSeq and is a predicted model, not a curated record. The transcript is spliced from 8 exons. Gene Ontology annotation, molecular function: zinc ion binding; ubiquitin-protein transferase activity. Gene Ontology annotation, biological process: protein ubiquitination.
CAGCCAAGAAGAUGUAAUCCAGAAACCCCCCAAAUAAAAACGCGUCAAGACAGCUAAAAGUUUCCUUUUCCUCUUCUCUUCUUCUUUCCUCUAGCUUUGACUUCAUUUUUCUUCUUUAGUACCAUUUUCUUGGCUUGGGCGCGAUUUCUUUAUUAGCAUUUCUUUAGAUUGCCAUUCGCAUUUUCGUAUUCUUCGGUUCCAUUCAACCAGGAAUUGUUGUUGUUGACAUUGUGGGUUUUUGGUGGUUGAGGGUUGUAAAAUGAGUGAAAUUUUGGCGGUGCAUGCAGACCGGUUUGUGAAGCCGGUUCAGGAGAUUAACCCAUAUGGUAUCGUGGAUGAGAAGCCGCAGCGCGAAAUGGUGGGGCCUUCUACUUCAUUGGCGCCGCGGCCGGAGGAGGAGGAGGUGGUGGUAAUGGUGGGGGAGAAUGAGAAUGAGGAAGCGCCGCUUAUAGCGAUGGCUGAGUGCCGCAUUUGUCAGGAGGAGGAUUCAUUGACCAAUUUGGAAACUCCCUGUGCUUGCAGCGGUAGUCUUAAGUAUGCUCAUAGAAAAUGUGUUCAACACUGGUGCAAUGAGAAAGGGGACAUCAUUUGUGAGAUCUGCCAUCAGCCUUACCAACCUGGUUAUACUGCUUCUCGACCUAAUCCUGAAGAGACUACAAUAGAUAUUGGGGGAGGCUGGCAGAUUUCUGGGGCACCUUUGGAUUUGCAUGAUCCUCGCCUUUUGGCAAUUGCAGAGGCUGAGCGUCAGCUUCUGGAAGCUGAAUAUGAUGAUUACAGUUCUACAAAUGCAAGUGGUGCUGCAUUCUGCCGUUCAGCUGCUCUAAUUUUAAUGGCUCUUCUGUUAUUGCGGCAUGCAUUGACUGUUACUGAUGGUGAUGGAGAUGAUGACCCUUCUGCAUUCUUCUCUCUUUUCUUACUUCGUGCUGCUGGCUUCCUUUUACCCUGCUACAUCAUGGUCUGGGCGAUUAGUAUUUUGCAGCGGAGAAGACAGAGACAGGAGGCUGCGGCAUUGGCUGCGACACAGUUUGCAUUUGUGGUACAAUCUGGGCAAAGCAGGGGUCUGCACUUUGCGAUUGCAUCCACUGCACCUCUACCUACACCUGCAACAGCAUUGACUCCACAACAGGAGCAUGUUUGAAAUCUCCUGCAAUCCUCAUUUCACUGAGUGGAACAAUCAGCAUCUUUUGUGCGGCAUCAUAUGAAGGACCAAUCUCUCUCGUUCAUUUUGAAAAUAUGCCUUCUUUGUCUUUUAAAUGUCUCCUUCGGUUCUGUGUAUAUAGUAAUGAUGCUUCUGUAUUCGAGCUGGUUAGGGAAAUUCGGUUGACAUGGGCCAUGGCCGUUUGUUUGCUGAGCCUCAACCUUCCGAUUACCUAUUCCUAUGUUACUUCAUUUUCUUUUUGUUUUUCUGAGGGUUCCUAUGUUACACUUUCAAGUCUUUUGCAUGGUUUGGAUAUCAAAUGCUCCUAUGUCAUGAGCACUCUGGCCCCUAAUUUGAGGGCUGUACUAAUACGACACUUUGCCUGCCUUUUUCUGUCUCCA